This is a messenger RNA of Daktulosphaira vitifoliae (grape phylloxera), 615 nucleotides long. RefSeq lists its product as uncharacterized. The transcript is spliced from 3 exons. The coding region runs from base 114 to 470 and encodes 118 amino acids. The record is from RefSeq and is a predicted model, not a curated record. Lineage: Eukaryota; Metazoa; Arthropoda; Insecta; Hemiptera; Phylloxeridae.
GCUUUAUAUUGACUUCAUUAAGAACUUUAAAUUGUUUCUAAUUGAAUAAAUCCAUAUAAUUUUUUUCAAAAAUAUAAUAACUUCCAUUAAAAGAAUUUUUAUAAGCUUCAAUUAUGUUUAAAAAUAAAACUGUUUUAUUACACUUCGUUAUUUAUAUUACAAUUGCAUUUGCAGUUCCAACAAAUAUUGUAGAAUACAACAACAGAGAAGUCAGUGAAGGUGACGUCAAUCAUGAACAUAAACAAUCAGUAAAUGAAAACUAUUUUCCAGGAGGCUUCAUGAAUGCCAAAAUAUUGUGUGUAUACAUAAAAAAACACUUACCUAAUGUUGCCAAGGGUAUUACUCCUGAAAUUUGUGAUUGGUUUGUCCAAAAUUUCGCAAAAUCACAACCAGAUAAAGGACUUGCAGAAGAUGAAUAUGUUAAUGUGAUUUCGACAAUUUUAAACUGGAUUUAUGAAAAUGUAAAAUAAUUAAGAUAAAAAAUAAUUUAAUUUUUGAAAAAUUUGUUUUCAUCAGUUUUUAAUUCAGUGUAAAGUGAAUGUAUUAAAUAAAAUAUAAAUUUUUAGUUUUUGUUGUAUUCUCUUAUAAUAAAUAAAAAAUCAUGUUACAAAAUUA